UUAACUUUUUUCUUUCGUUUGAAGUGAGCAGCAUGGAGAUUGUCUAUGUUUAUUUGAAGAAGCGCAGUGAAUUUGGUCGACAAUGCAGCUUUUCCGAUCGGGCAGCAGAGAUCAGUGUGGACAUUCAGCCAGAUCCAGCGUUAGCAACAAAUUUUAUUGAAAAAGAUCCCAUUGAUACUGGAGUACAAUGUGCUGGUGACAUGUCAGAACAUGAGGUUAACACAGAAAGGUUUGAAAUGGAAACCCGAGGUAUUAAUCACUUGGAAGGUGGCUGGCCUAAAGAUGUCAACCCACUAGAAAUGGAACAGACCAUUCGUUUCCGGAAAAAAGUGGAAAAGGAUGAGAAUUAUAUUAAUGUCAUUACACAGCUUGGCACUUUGAUGGAUCACUGCAUCAAACAGAACAAUGCCAUCAAUAUCUACGAGGAAUAUUUUGAGGAGGAGGAGACAGCAGCAGUUACCGAUGAGGCACCAUCAGCAAAAACUGUUAAUCUUUUCAGGGACCCGAACCCAAUUAAAAGAACUGCCACUCACCUCUCUUGGCACCCUGACCGAAGCCGGAAGUUGGCUGUGGCUUAUUCCAACCUUGAGUUCCAACGGAGUUCAAAAGAUAUGUCCUAUGACUCAUAUAUAUGGGACCUUGAAGUCCCCAAUAAACCAGAUAUGGUUAUCCAGCCUGCUUCGCCUCUGGUUUGCUUAGAGUACAACCCCAAAGAUUCACAUAUCCUAAUUGGAGGAUGUUACAAUGGACAGCUUACUGGGACACACGGAAAGGAUCACUACCCGUGGAAUUAACUGCAGUUGAGCUUAGUCAUCGAGAUCCUGUGUAUAAUGCCAUCUGGCUGCAAUCAAAAACAGGAACCGAUUGCUUCUCAGGCUCCACUGACGGACAGGUUUUGUGGUGGGACAUUCGUAAACUAUCUGAGCCCACUGAGACACUUGUUAUGGAUAUCAGUAGAAAAGGCAUCCUAGAAAAUGCUUUAGGAGCCAUUGCAUUGGAGUUUGAGCCAACAAUGCCAACCAAAUUCAUGGUGGGAACAGAGCAAGGGAUUGUAAUUUCUUGUAACCGCAAGGCAAAGACACCUGCUGAAAAAAUUGUCUGCACGUUCAGUGGCCACCACGGCCCCAUCUAUUCUCUGUCAAGAAAUCCUUUCUACCCCAAGAACUUUUUGACCGUUGGGGAUUGGACAGCACGCAUUUGGUCAGAAGAGAGUAAAGAAUCAUGCAUCAUGUGGACUAAAUACCAUAUGGCUUAUCUCACAGAUGGGUGUUGGAGCACAACUCGACCAGCUGUCUUCUUCACUACUAAAAUGGAUGGGACCCUUGAUGUUUGGGACUUCCUUUUCAAACAAAAUGAUCCUACACUCAACUUGAAGGUUUGCGAUGAGCCUCUCUUCAGUCUGCGUUUGCAGGAUAAUGGGCGUUUUAUUGGCUGUGGAUCCAAGUUGGGCACUGUAACGCUUCUGGAAUUUUCUUCUGGCCUCUGUACUCUGCAAAGGAAUGAGAAGAACCUGGCCUCAGCAAUGUUUGAACGGGAGACAAAGCGAGAGAAGAUUCUGGAGGCACGCCACCGUGAAAUGCGUCUCAAGGAGAAAACCAAGCUGGAAGGCAAGGAUGAAGAGGUCAAAGAAGAUGUUGAGGAAGAAAAGCCACAGGAAGUUUUGAAACGAGUGCAUAAAGAGUUCUUUGAAGUAAUUGAAGGAGAACUCCGGCGCCGGGAGCGAGCUCAAGCCAAAUUAAAAAUAGAAAAGGAGCGGGAGUUUGAAGAUGAUGACAGUGAAAUAUUUUUUCCUAAGGUUGGUAUCCUUUUCCAUAUGUUGUGACAAAUCAGUCUUCUAAUAACUGAGAACCUUCCCUGGAGAUCACUCCAAAACCUCUGAAGGACAUUAUGUUGAAGCAGAUUAUAGAUUCUGUUCAUGCAGUUUCAAAUCUCCAGAAGAAUAGAAUAGAAUAGAAUAGAAUACUUUAUUGUCUUUUUAAAUGUACAGUAAUCAGCAAACCUUAAAAUGAAAUUUCAUUGCAUUCAGUUCUCAAACGAUAACCAUUAUGCAAAUACCCACAUACACAUACAUAUAUGACAAAGAGAAACAUCACAGUUUCGUUCGAAAGUAUACAUACCUGUUCUGUCCCCACUUCUUCGCUCGUUAACAGAUGACAGGCAGACAA
Molecule: messenger RNA, 2165 nt
Organism: Thamnophis sirtalis
Lineage: Eukaryota; Metazoa; Chordata; Lepidosauria; Squamata; Natricidae
Source: RefSeq, a predicted model, not a curated record